Molecule: messenger RNA, 1695 nt
Organism: Sabethes cyaneus
Lineage: Eukaryota; Metazoa; Arthropoda; Insecta; Diptera; Culicidae
Exons: 2
Coding region: 1-1695 (564 amino acids)
Cellular component (GO): nucleus
Molecular function (GO): DNA binding
Source: RefSeq, a predicted model, not a curated record
AUGUCUCAAGCCAUAUCCGCAGUUCACAAUGGUUUGUCAAAAAAUCAGGCUGCAAAUAUGUACGGUAUUCCAAAGCGUACACUAAGGCGGUAUUUGGAAAAGACGGAAGAUCCAAAACUAAUUACGCUGCCACCGCUAGGAAGUUUUGCCACAGUUUUUUCGCUACAACAGGAGGAGGAGCUGGCCACGUAUGCAAUCCAAAUGAGUGAAUGUUUUCACGGUUUAUCGUCUAGAGAGAUGCGCAGCUUGGCAUACCAAAUGGCUGAGAAAAAUGAAAUCCAGCACCCGUUUGACAAACGAUGUAAAUUAGCGGGACGAGAUUGGCUGAAAAGUUUUCUGCGACGUCAUAAAACACUUACUCUCCGUACACCGGAAAAUACGUCACUCGCACGGGCCAAAGGCUUUAACAGAAAAACCACUCCUCAGUUCGCCGAUCUCUUAGAACGUAUUUACGCUCAGCAUGCUUACCCACCAAGCAGGAUAUGGAAUGUUGAUGAGACCGGUGUCAGCACGGUUCAGACACGGAAUAUUAAAGUGAUGGCAAAAAAGGGCCAACAUCAAGUUGGUAGACUUGUAUCGGCAGAAAGAGGUGUCAAUACGACUAUAACGAUGGCCAUGUCGGCAUCUGGCCAAUUUUUGCCACCAUUAUUCAUUUUUCCGAGUCAACGAAUGAAUGAUGCGUUGAAGGUGGGUGCUCCACCCGAAUCGAUUUUUGCAAGUAACCCCAAUGGUUGGAGUACCAUGGACACCUUUUCACGUUGGUUUGAUCAUUUUCUGUUGUUUGCCCAUCCGACAGCUGAGGAUCCGGUACUCCUUAUUUUGGACGGCCACUCGAGCCACACGAAAAAUUUGGAAGUGUUGGAGAAGGCAAAAGCUAACCAUGUUCGUGUCCUAUCCAUUCCUCCUCACACAUCCCAUAAAACUCAGCCACUAGACGUUUCGUUCAUGGGACCGUUCAAAGCGUACUACUCAAAAGCUUUGGAUUCAUUUAUGAAACGAAACAACGGCAACCCUGUUACGGUUUAUAAUGUUGCUGCAAUAGUUAAUGAAGCCUACACUGAAGCUGCAACUAUCUCCGUGGCUCGAAAUGGUUUUCGGAAAACUGGCAUAUAUCCAUUCAGCCGACAUGUGUUUUCGGAUAACGAUUUUGCCUCCUCUGACCUUUUAAAACAUUCCAACGAUGAUAAUAAUAAUGUUUCUUCCUUGAAUAUUGAAGCCACUAGUACUGCAGCAUAUCCACACUUCAGCCUGGAUCAAAAUCAGCCUUUCAAUCUUCAGCAACUUUCAUGCAACGAUACUGCUCUUGCCAUCGAUGCUACCACUAUAGAGCCAUGUAGUGUUUCAGAAGACAUGACUACGGAUUUAAAUACAUUUUAUUUUGUAGAUGAAAACGGUAACCUCACAUCACUCGUCGUACAAGAAACCGAUGAUGAUAAUCCUAUUUCCUCAUGUAUCGAGGAAACAGCUUUAGAGCCUCCAAACUUCACAGAUUCAUCAAUGCUUCAUCAAAGUGACACAAAUUUAACCAGUCUUUUUAAAAAUAACGAACAACCAAAAGAGGAUCCACAGCCGUCAUCGUCAAACGUGUUUUAUCAAACCUCCAGGAUUAAUAACAGCCAUAAGCAAAAAUUAUCCGAUAACCAGGAAAACCUCACUCCAUCAGAACAUGUUGCCCAGCCAAAACGCCGUCGAUGA